UGCUACGCUGUGUCAGACUUGCAUUUUGACAUUCACGAGCUUCUCACCUGACUGGGUUCAUUGCAGAGAAAGAGAGGCGGGCUUUUAUGAAGAGAAAACGAGAGAGAGAGAGAGGGGGGGGUGUGGGGGGGAGACGGUAAAGAUUGUGGCAUGGCAUCUGAGGAGGAAUGGUGAGGAGAGAGCUACGUAGCUGUGAGGGGAAUGGAAUUCCUGUUGCAAAUGUCUGUUGACAGCAGAAAUUGAUAUUUCACGGCUCAACAGCUGAAGGGCAGUCAAGAGAGAAAAAAAAAAAAAAGACAUUGAUUGACGUCGACAGUGCAGUAGCAGUCGAUUUUGAUUUGAAAGCAUGAGCAGCGGGGAGGAUGUCAAUAAGUGUGAUGAUGUGGAGGACUACAUGGCAGACAUCAGCCUCUUUGUUAAAGAAGAUGUCACAGCUAUGGCUUCCAAGAAGCAGAAGGCAGCGUUUUUGUCUCCCAGUGGUGCUGCUUUGAAGAGUACACCAAGUGCUCGAGCCGGGAAUAAGCGUCAGAGGAAAGCACAGCAACGGCAGGAGAAACAGGCGAAGGAACAGUUAACAGAGGACAGCCUGCGGAACGAGGGACUCGCGGCCGAGAUUCCGUCGUCAAAUAUCGGGUUCAAGAUGUUGCAACGCAUGGGUUACCAGCGAGGCGAGGCGCUUGGGAAAACUAAGCAAGGACAAGUGGAGCCUGUCGCAGUGGAGGUGAAGAGGGGCCGCAUGGGGUUAGGGAGGGAGGAGGAGGAGAAACGGCGCAAGGCGGAAAAAGAAGUGUGGGCGGAACAGAAAAGGAGCAUGCAGAUUGACAAGCAAAGAGAAAUGGGAACGGCGUAUAAAGAACGAGCGCGGGAGCAGUGGGAGAAUCGACGAAUUGCACAAGAUGUUGGGAAAUGCAGGGGAGCGUUAGCACAACUUAGAGGGGAGGAUGAUAUCUUACUCCCGAAGAAAGAAGUAUCGAAGAAGGACACACAGAAGAAGGGGGAAGAGAGAUACCACCAGAAGCAGAGAGGCAGAUUCGACCGCAAGAACGCAGUUUCGUCGGUCUCCCCGCACAAAAAGAAAGAAUUGCAACUGAUGUCGUUGAAAAAGUCUGUCUGCAGUCCGCUUUCCGCAAUGCACGCAGACGAUUCCGAUGCAGAGGAGGCGGCGGAAUUGCUGGGAGUAAGUGAAGAGGGAAACACUGAUGAAGAGGAGGAGGAGGACGAAGAGGAAAUUUCCUUGGAGGUCCUGAACGAUCUGCUGGAUACGCUGCGGGCAGAAUUCCACUUUUGUAUCUAUUGUGGUGUCCAGUAUCGCUCCGAGAGCGAGCUUCAGGAGGAGUGUCCUGGGCGAGAUGCAGAUGCACAUUGAGAGUAUUGGGAAGCACAGACACCUGAAGAGAGUCGACUUCUUGGGUGGUCUCUGAGAAUCUCAACCAUUCAUCAGGCAUCUCCAAGGCAAAUUGAUCUUGCAGUGGGCCCAUGUUCUGCCAUCAAACAUUCACUGGUGUCGAGGGAGCUAUCAAAGGAACCACCAAUCACAUCGAGGCUUGGUUGGGACUGAUGUGAGGCAGUGUGUGGCUGAUCUUAGGGGUUCUUCUGUCGAUCGCACCAAUUUUGCUGGCACUGAUGUUCCUUGAACGAAUGUGGUGGCCGGGACGGAUGUGAGGCAGUCUGGGGCUGAUGUGCCUGGAAUUGCAUGGCUGCUGGGACCGUUGCGGCCGGGACUGACGUGGCUGGACCUGAUGUGGGUGGGACUCUUGUGAGGUAGUUUUUUGGGACUAUUGUGCCUGGAACUGCAUGGUUGGAAGUUGGAACAGAUGUCGGUGGGACUGGCGUGGCUGGAUCUGAUGUGUCUGGGACUGAGCGCCACGAAGCGGCGCGCCUGCCCCCGAAUCGGUGUGGCUGGGAGCUGGGAAUGAUGUUAGGUUUGUCUGGGACUGACAUUGAGGCUUGGCGAGGACAAGAACCAAGGCUGCAAUGCGCGGUAAGUGUUGUCAUGUGCAUGCACACAUCCACAGAACAUCUACAGAACUAUACAUAAGAGAGAACAUAUACACUUAUCUUCUAGUUGAUGCAGAGGCGUUGAACGCAAGAUAGGGAACACCGCAAAAGAUCUUGCAAUGUAAUACACAGACAAGUGGGCGAAUGCAGAGACAUUGCAGACAAGAGAUCGCAGGCAGGAAACCAGACUCGAAUCGCCGAAUGGUGCUUUACUUGAUCAGACCUCUUCGAUCCUUGAUGCCUUACUUGACCCCGCCGUCCUGGAGGGUCACAAAUGUCGACGUGACCGAACUUCACCGAAGUAACAUAUAGAGCAGCAUACGCACACCGCGACUUCAGUAGGCUUAUUGGGUAACAAUGAGGGCCACGUUUUAUUCCAAAAAGGCGCAGCAUGACUACUCGCUCAUUGGGAUGGUGAGUAUUCUGUUAGUACUCCCUUGAAUCGCGAGUGCAUUGCCCAGGCAAACUUGAGAAUCGAAAUCGAGCCAACCCGAGA
This is a messenger RNA of Chara braunii, 2494 nucleotides long. The record is from the annotation of a GenBank genome assembly. NCBI's taxonomy places the organism in Eukaryota, Viridiplantae, Streptophyta, Charophyceae, Charales, Characeae.